CAUUUAUGUUUUCAUGACAUAUUCAUACCGAGUAAACAAUAUGGCGGGUUGUGGGCCGCAUGAAUACGUUAUUCCUCGCAAUUUCCGUCUCUUGGAUGAGUUGGAAGCAGGGCAGAAAGGGGGUGGUGAUGGCACACUCAGCUGGGGCCUUCAAAAUGAUGAUGACAUGUCACUGUCAGAAUGGACUGGAUCUAUCAUUGGCCCACCAAAGACUGUGUACGAAGGUCGUAUAUAUCAGCUGAAAAUGCACUGUGGGGAUAAGUAUCCAUCUGUACCACCAACUGUGCAGUUCCAUACACGGAUAAACUUAUCAUGUGUCAACAAAGACACCGGUGUGGUUGAUCCGAAGAAACUGCCGUGUUUUCGACAAUGGAACGCAAACAUGACCCUUCAAAGUGUGUUAGCUGCUGUGCGAGAUUCAAUGCUAUUAAAGGAGAAUUUGAAGUGUCCUCAACCACCUGAGGGUUCAACCUAUUUCUGAUGUACAUUCUUACUUAAGUAUGUGAGAAAAAGUGGGGAAGGGAAUCAGGUACCCUCUCUGCAUCUCUUGGUAAAAUCUGUACAUUAUGCUUGCUAAAAACUCACUGAUAGCUCUGCUUUAUGGGCAGGCUUGAGAGCAAAGUCUGCUUACAUCUCUAUGAUCUAGUCCACAACAUUUUGUCAUUCACUGUCCUUGCAGUUUCCAAUUUUUGGUGUCAAAUUUAAUCAAACAGCUCUGAUGACAACUGUAUAUUGAGAGACAAAGCACUAUCAAAUGAAUGAAUUCAUGACCAUUGCUCUCAGUACUGUCUGUGGCAAAAUGUCUAUGUGGGCUAUGAAAAAAACACCAGACUGUUGAAGAUGGCUAUGUUGACACAUUCUUUUCAUUGAUAACUAUAGCCUGAUCGAAAUGGUGCUUACUUUCAGUCCAGCCUAGGUGGUCUUUUGAAAUACGUAUAAAUAUGGUGCUCUGUGUUUCAUGUGACUAUUGAACAGUCAUGCCUCACAGAUAAAACUGAUUGCAAUAUACACAAAAACAGACAUUAAAAUGAUGUAAUUCUAGAUGAUUUUUUUUGGAUGAGGGCGGGCAGGGUGUAUUAAUGUUCACACAUAUUUUACUUGUUCUAACAGUACUUUUUUAACUUUUAAAAAAUGUUUUGAAAUAGUGAAAUACAAAUUAUGUUCUGUCUUGAAAUUAGCACUCCUGUCAGCAGAUUAUGACAAGACCUGUUUGAAGCGUUUUCUUUUUCAAUAGCACAUUUUUAACAAUGGUCUUUUGUUGUAAAUAAUUGGUUUAGUAUCUUGUGCUGUUUAAGAGCAGAUCUUUGUAAGCUUUAAUACAAAUCGGCAUUUUUUUCUCUCUCUCUUUUUUUUUUUUUCCAUCUCUUUAGUCUACUGGUUUGUCUAUGUUCAAGGUUAUGAUUUUUAUGCUUCUUACUAUAGAAAUAGCAAGUAAGCAGUGGGAGUGUUCAUCUUUAUUUAGAGUUUUGUGUGGCAUUUUCAAGCAAAAGCAGCACAGUUGUUACACCAUAAGUAGUUUACAGACACUCGCAAGGACUUUUGAGGAAAUUGGUCUUGUUUUGUAGAAGUGCAUCAGUGUUUUCAGCAUACAACUUGAUUAUCUUUGAACUUUGGCAAAUAUGCAAAGCGGUAGAAAAUAAGAAUGAACUUGUCUAAAGUUUCAUGCUGUAUGGCUUGCAUCCUUUUUCAUGCCACUGCAGGGUUAGAUUGUCGACUUCAGACCAUCUGGUGUUUGGAAGUAAUCAGAACCACAUUCUCUGUUGUUCAUAUAUUUAGGAUGAAACCUUUGGACUAAAGAUGCUUAUUUCAUAUUUUAUUAGGCUUUUUUGUAAAUUUUUCUUUUUGCAGCCUCAGAUGGUAAGUUGGGUUAAUCUGACAAAAUGAAGUGUUUCUUCGAGCAUUUGUUUUGAAUCCUAUAUGCCACAGUUGUGCCCAUGCCUUGUGGUGUGAACAGAAUGGGAUGACCUUAUGUCUUGCAGAUGCAAUCUUAUGUGUUUCACCUGGAAAUCACCUUAUAAUCAAUAGUCAUAACUGUUAGACAUAGCCUUGAUAUUUAAAUGGGUUGCUACUUGCUGGCUUGCAUGUCAUGAUGGAGGUUUUGUUAGGUGUGUGGACAUUUAUGAUGGUGUUCCUGAAUGGAAUAAAAACUAUUAUGCCUGGGUCUACCUGCUUGAGAACAUGCAGUUGACCCAGCUGUCAAAUUGGGCACUUGAUCCCAUAGAGGGUGGAGGAAGGAAAGGCAGUGAGGGGGAGGAGACGACCUUCACAUUUUUGUCUGUCUUUGCUUUGUAAGACUUUAACUCUUCACAGUUAACAAUUUCUUUCUUAACCACUCAGUAAAUGUGGUUUUUCGACUGUUAAAGAGUUAGAACUCUUAAACCAGAACUGUUAAAGAGUUAAAUGUUGCAGUCAAAUGUCGAUAUUCCUUUCCACUGACAUCAUGUCCCAAAUACAUUUCAGUUAAGACUGAAUAUCAAUAAAUAUCAAUAAAUAUCUAGCUACUUUAGGAGGUGGCAAGAUUAUGGUUUCCAACACUAUCAUUUUGUGUGGGGUAGCAAUUACUUCAAGUUUUGUGGUACAAACCCAGAAGUAAUUAACUUAAUAAUAAUUAUGCCAUUUUUUGAGAUUCCACAGUAUUUGUCAAUAAUAGAUCCUCACUGUAAAAUGCUAUUUAAUCAGCAUUGCUACUUUUUCAUUUUUUAGCCAAGCCAAAAUGAUCAAGAAUGCAAAAAAAUUUGAAAUUAGGCUUUGGUAACUUCUUUAUAUGAUACCUGAAGAAAUGACAAUGACUAUUGCAGAUUGUAACAAUGUUUUUGGCAUGACCAUUUAUAAAAUAAAGUAUGGUAAGCCAACACCUC
Messenger RNA from Pomacea canaliculata, 2858 nucleotides. RefSeq names its product ubiquitin-conjugating enzyme E2 variant 2-like. Gene Ontology annotation, cellular component: nucleus. Bases 14 to 481 code for a protein of 155 amino acids. The record is from RefSeq and is a predicted model, not a curated record. The transcript is spliced from 4 exons. Lineage: Eukaryota; Metazoa; Mollusca; Gastropoda; Architaenioglossa; Ampullariidae. Gene Ontology annotation, biological process: protein K63-linked ubiquitination; DNA damage tolerance.